Molecule: messenger RNA, 635 nt
Organism: Drosophila yakuba
Lineage: Eukaryota; Metazoa; Arthropoda; Insecta; Diptera; Drosophilidae
Exons: 2
Coding region: 144-410 (88 amino acids)
Source: RefSeq, a predicted model, not a curated record
UCCUUCGUUCCCAAAGGCAAUGAGAUAGCUUUCAAUUUGGAAGUAUAUUUGAAUAUUUGGAACACAAUUGCUGCCGCACACUACAAAGUAAUUGAGGGACACGCGGUUAGGGGCCUCAUGCUGCGUUCUUGGUCCUUUUGAAGAUGCAUAGUCAGUGGCCAUGUCUUUUGAUCCUGCUUGUUUUAAUCGUACUCGUCCUAGCUGCUUGCGGAUAUUACACCAUUAUUCACCCGAAACAGAUUCAUCUGGAGAGCUGUUACCUCAAAGGCGGAUCCUGCCGGGAAUCGUGGAACUGCGAGGAAAGGUUCCGCAGUCGCGUUCGCACCACGUGUAUCAACAAACGAAAGAUCUGCUGCAUGUCAACGGUCCAGAUAAAGAGCCUUCAGGAUGCCGAAUACUACGCCGAGUGAAGGUCCUUUGGAUUGGAGACUUCCUAUGUCAAAACAGCCAGUUCGCUUGGAGGACAUACCACUCAUAUUGCAAACCAUAUCUUGUAUUGAAUGUAUCAUUUCGUAGGCAAUUUAUUACAAUGGAUUAAUGAAGUUAAAUUAGUAUUCCGGACCCGACGAUCCUAAAUUUUUAGUUAUGUCUAAGUAGAUGUUGUAAAUUAGAUGGUGUGACAUUUUGUAUGAGCA